AUGCUGAAACAUUUUGUAUUAUUUUUCUUUUCAGGAAAUAUACAGAAGCCUGGGUCAUGUCCAUGGCAUACACGAUUUUCCAGACGUACAUGUAACAGAGAAUGUUUCUCGGAUCUCGAUUGUGACGGGCUAGACAAAUGUUGUGAAACCGGAUGUGGAAGUGCCUGUACAGAGCCUUGCUUUUAUUGGCUUAGAACAUUCCCUACUUCAACCACUGCCUGGAAAUUACCACAACGUUGCUCGCGAAAACUUUAUUUCUGA
This is a messenger RNA of Lottia gigantea (owl limpet), 261 nucleotides long. RefSeq lists its product as hypothetical. NCBI's taxonomy places the organism in Eukaryota, Metazoa, Mollusca, Gastropoda, Lottiidae. The transcript has a single exon. Gene Ontology annotation, cellular component: extracellular region. Bases 1 to 261 code for a protein of 86 amino acids. The record is from RefSeq and is a predicted model, not a curated record. Gene Ontology annotation, molecular function: peptidase inhibitor activity.